UAUCGACGCUGUACGCCUCUCCAGACUCAUAUACAUCUACACAACGCACUUUGCACUCCGGCGUCGUGUGUCGUCGAGAUCCGCUCCUUCCAGCCACUGAAGGCGAUAAAGACAGUCAACUUCCAAGAUGACAUCUUCUCGAGCUUGGAAUGGUGACCCUCGACGAUUCAUCAGCGAUCCUCUUAUCGAUUCGACACUAUUGGAACCGCUCAUCGACGAACCUGUGGUUGUGGCUAGGGGGCAUUCUACUGGUGGUGACAGUUUCUCUGUCAACUUGGAGACAUCUACCGGCGACGUAGCGAUACACAUCAAUCCACGCUUCCGCGAAAGAGUAACUGUUGUGAACACGCUUACCAGAGGUGUCUGGGGAGUCGAGAAGAGGUGUCCCCUCAUAGUCGACAAUGGAGAACACUUCGUUUUCAAGAUCAAGGCGAGUGGAUUUAAGUACGAGGUGUUCAUCAACACGAUGCCACUGACCACCUUCGAGAGUAACGCGCAUUGUAGAAGGGUUACGGCGAUCACUGUCUAUGGAGCCGCAAGGUUGCGCAGAGUGAACCAAUACACGGAGAAUUGUGAACCAACGAAGCAAAUAUACAACUAGCAAAACGC
Molecule: messenger RNA, 609 nt
Organism: Ornithodoros turicata
Lineage: Eukaryota; Metazoa; Arthropoda; Arachnida; Ixodida; Argasidae
Product: galectin-9-like
Exons: 6
Coding region: 128-601 (157 amino acids)
Molecular function (GO): carbohydrate binding; galactoside binding
Source: RefSeq, a predicted model, not a curated record